AUGGAAAUUGAAUCGUUUCCUUAUCCGGUCACUGUGAAUAGACAAGAUUUCCAAAAUGAACUAAUCGACCAAUUUGACGUUGACCAAUUUCUAUUUAAAAAUCAUCGAUUCACCAGUAUUGAUAGUUUAAUUAAAGAUUUGACAAAUUUAUUGAAUGAACUAAACACAGAAUUAUUAAACUUGGUUAACGAAAACUAUAACGAAUUCAUAAAUUUGGGUAAAUCAAUAGAUGGAAGCUUGGACCUUAUAAAUUUUUUGAAAAUUGAUUUGAAAAAUUUUAAUAACGAUUUAGUAAACUUUAACGAAAAUUUAUCCAAUUCAAGAAAUUUAGUUGAAAAUUGUUUAAAUGAAAAGAAACACUUACAGGUAUUGAAAAUCAAAAUUAAAUUAUUACUAUUACUCAAUGAUCAAAUCAAUAAUUUUGAAAAUUUAUUGAAAAUAGAUGAUGAAAAUAAGUUAAAUAACUUAACGUCUCUAUACUUAUCAAUCAAUAUGCUUUCGACCUAUCUAAAUAACUCCAACUCGCUAGAGAAAAGCUUGAUGAAUAAAUUGGUAUCAAUCAAAUUCGAAUUCAAAUCUUAUCUUGAUAAUUUAUCUUCUAAAUUAAUCUCAAAUAAAAAUAAUGACUUGUUAUUACAAAUCUUAAACAUUUAUAAGAUCAUUGACCACCAGUCGGAUUUUUUGAGCAUAAUACGGAAAAACUAA
Hyphopichia burtonii NRRL Y-1933 is the source of this 705-nucleotide messenger RNA. RefSeq names its product Golgi transport complex subunit. Gene Ontology annotation, cellular component: membrane; COG complex. NCBI's taxonomy places the organism in Eukaryota, Fungi, Ascomycota, Pichiomycetes, Serinales, Debaryomycetaceae. The transcript has a single exon. The record is from RefSeq and is a predicted model, not a curated record. Gene Ontology annotation, biological process: Golgi organization; intra-Golgi vesicle-mediated transport; protein transport. The coding region runs from base 1 to 705 and encodes 234 amino acids.